CUGGACGCAGUAGACGUUGAGCGGCUGGCGCGGGUGCUCGGGGCAGGCCGGGGAGCGGGGACGGCCGUCGCUCUGGUACUUCUCCACGAUGGCCCGCAGGCAGACGUUGACCGGCAGCGCGUCCAGGCCGCUGGUGGGCAGCUCCGCCACGCUCCGGCAGCUGGGGCACUUGAGCGGCAGACGGAGGGGACGCCAGAUGGAGAAGCUGACGGAGGCCUGCAGCACGCUCUCCAGACAGCUCCUGCAGAAGGUGUGCGAGCAGGGCAGCACCCUCGGGUCCGAGAAGAGACCGAAGCACACCGAACACGUCAGGUCCUCCUCCAGAUCAUCCAUCACCGGACACACAGCCGGAGGUCUGCCCUGCCAACACAUGUUGAGAUGGUUUAUAUUCAGAGAGAGUGGAGGAGCUGUCCAUGAAUCAUUCACAAAGAUGAUGGACUCUGACCUUUCAACUGAGAGCCCAGAUGCAUAUGAGAAUGUUUUCUGCAACCCAGUUUUCCAGCUUGAUGAAGAAAAUGAGGAAACCAAAAGACAUUUCAAAAUUGACAUCUACCUUGACCCUACUAAAACUCCAGCUGGAGGUCGCAGUGUGGUCAGUGGCUGUCUGAUGACUGUAAGAGAUCAGCUGGCUGGCCGUGGAGCAAUAAUCGCGUCGGCCGGUGUGGUGUUGAUUGCAGCUGUGCUUUGCCUCAUUCUGCUCCUCGUUCUCAGACACGUUAAGAUGAAUAAAGGAGAGAUUUUCCCUUUAGACUCUCGGUUUGGAGACAGAUCUUCACAGAAUCUUUCUCUGAGUCCGUCUGCCCCUCAUCCCAUGAACACUUCCACACUGCCACCGCCUGGAAAAAAGCCCACCUUCUUUACAACCUGUGGCGGCGUGCUGACGGACUCCUGGGGGACGCUCAGUUCUCCCAAUCACCCCGGCCCGUAUCCUCCGGACUCUCACUGCGUGUGGGUGAUCAGGGUGUCUCCGCCCCUCCUGCAGAUCCACGUGUCUUCUCUGGCUGUCGAGGGACCCUCUCCUUGCUUGUUUGACUGGCUAGAAGUCAGAGAGGAGACAGAGAAGACAUCUGCUGUCACAAGAUUCUGUGGCAGCGUCGCUCCACCUACACUGAACACAAACAGCAGCACCGUGCUGGUGUCCUUUCAUUCUGACGGGAGUAUUGGCGGCAAUGGCUUCACUGCACAGUAUCAUACUAUAUUACCAGGACAGAAGAGCUGUUCCAGAGAAGAGUUCAUGUGUGACGGCGGUCGUUGUUUGCUACCCGUUUCUGUUUGUGACGGCCAGCAAAACUGUCAGGACAGGUCAGAUGAAGCCAACUGCAGCCAGAAACACAAGGAGUGUGGAGGAAAAAUAACAGGAGAGUAUGGAUCGUUGUCCAGUCCAAACCAUCCAAAGCCUUACCCACAUCAACAGUUGUGUACGUGGCAAAUCUCUGUGGAAGACGGACAAGUGAUUAGACUGAGUUUUCAGAACUUGAGUCUGGAAACACAGGAUGUGUGUGAGUUUGACUAUGUGGAGGUCCAUGACGGCGCAGACGCCGAUGCAAACACUGUGUUGGGCAGGUUUUGUGGGCCGGCUCUGCCUCCUGAUCUCACCUCCUCUGGUCCUGUGAUGACUGUGCUGUUUGUGGCAGAUGAAGGUGUUGCAGACAGUGGCUUUUAUGCAUCGUUUAGGGCCGUGUCUCUUUCAGAAAGAACAUGUGCUCCAGCAGAGUUUGCGUGCGGCUCCGGGGAGUGUCUGCACCAGGACUGGCUGUGUGACGGAUGGAGCGACUGCGCAGACGCCGCAGACGAGCACCACUGCAUUAACUCCACCUACCCUCCUUUCACUUCAUCUUGUGAACCCAUCCAGGUUGAAAUGUGCAGAGGUCUGAGCUACAAUCUCACGUCCUUUCCAAACAUCUGGCUGUCUAUUUCUGACCAGAGAGAAGCUGCUUCUAUUCUGCACAAGUACAGGGUGCUGAUGGAGUUUGGCUGUUUCGAGUCUUUCCGGCGGCUGGUGUGUGGUGUGUUUGUUCCUCACUGCAGCGCUCAGAGUGGAGUCCUGCAGCCGUGUCAGUCCGUCUGCUCCAGCGCUGAGCAGCAAUGCAGUCAAACCCUGACCCUGCUCAGUCUGAGCUGGCCCUUCAGCUGCCACCUGCUGCCCGCUUCACACGACCCCACGGACUGCUCCCUGCCAUAGGACACGGCCCUGACCAAAACCACUGCAGUCGACUGGAGACACAGGUGCAACGACUGUACAAUGAAACAAUGUAAAAACGAUUGUUCAAAGUUGUAAAUAAAACAAAGAUUACUGGAAUACAUUUUAAACACAAUUUUUAGUCUUCUGCUAAAAGUGUCAUGUUCAUUUCCGUGUGUUAUCUGCUGUUUCUGAUUACACUUUAUUUCGAUAGUCCACUUUAGACAUUCUACUAACUAUAAGUAACUUUGCAACUACAUGUUAACUAAUUCUCAUUAAUUUGUAACUACAUGUCUACUAACUCUCAGUAGGGUAGGUUUAGGGUUAGUAGAAUAAGUUAUAUAAGACAUAUACUUGCAAAGUUUCUCAUAGUCAGUAUGUUGUAUGUUGUGGACCCAUCAAAAUAAAGUGUUAGAAGAUAUUAAGCAGACAGUCUACUAAUACUCUAAUGACUGCUAGUUGACAUGUAGUUGCAAAGUUACUUACUGUUAGUAGAAUGUCUGAAGUGGACUAUCAAAAUAAAGUGUUACCAGAUAUCUGAGUUACUUUUUCAAAUAAGUCACACCAGUUACUGUGUUUCUCAUGUAUUGACUGACAGCUCUGGUGUUGAGAGAAAUCAGGAGUAAGAACAUGAUCUUACUGUAGUUCUAGACUAAAUAUCAACAUGUAUUUACUCAUCUCACCUGCACUAAACACAUUCAGUGUUCCUCAAAAUCAAUAAAAACAGUCAAUACAAAACAGUGCAAUGAUUAGCCUUUUUCACAAAAAUGGGAAAUGACGUCAGCGCAGGGUAAAGUCGGUUCCGUUACAGGUCUGCACCUAUUAUAUUAGUAUGCCAUUUUCUCAAAUAAUGCUUCUUACCUUUUCUGUUUUGUCUGUUUUCCUAGUUGUUGUUAUAUAAUCUACAAAGAAAUAACAUUUUACUUGUUUGUCACUCAUAUGCCACUCAGACCGCUGACUCGUGAGAUAAUACGCUCAGCAUAGCGCCGCAUGGUUUCUAUUCUUCAUAAAUAGUCUUUGAUCGCCGGUACAUUUGAGCGUAUUAUCUCAGUUUACUCAGUCAUUUCCCUCAAAUCACCACAUCAUGAUUACUUAAAAAUGACAACAUUUAUGUCCAGAUGCACAUUUUUUCCAAGAAUACAUUAAACAAUUCUCAGUCGGGUUGAAGCAUAUUAAACUCAACCCAACAUUAAUCUGAUACAAUAGGAAUAAAGUCAUGAAUCCGAGUCAUCUCUUGUUUAAUAUUUAUUUCCCAGGGCACAUUAUGCAACGUACAUUUAAACCAUCAUGUUAAUAAUGCAAAUGAGAGCAAGUAGAAAAUACAAUAUUACUUUAAUAAUAAUAAUAAUAUUAAAAAUUAAUGUGGAGAGUCAUAAUGCACAGCCAGCACCAAACGGACAGAAUGGCAAAACUAACUGAAUUAUAACUUCCACCAUAUAGAAUUAAACAAACUUGUAUUUGAUGACCCAAGCUGACGCAAAAAGUUAUUUAUGAAAUGUUUGCGCUUUGUAGAGUAAAGUACCGGCAGUUCAAGCAUUUUCAUAAUCUCUAAUUUGUAUGAAAAGACUUUUAUUCUCAAACUCAUUCUUGUUAAGUUGUCACCGGUAAAACUUUUACCCUGCAAGCGCCAAUCCUGAGGCUAGAAACACGAAAGUGUGAAAAAGGCUAAUUAAAUAUGCUAAAAAACACAAAUGUCCUUUAUGUAUUUAAAGGACAUUUAAAGGAGAGUGUUGAACUCUCUUCUCCUGUGUCUUUUUCUUCAUGUAAUCCAGAACAGCAGCACAGCAAGGUUUGUUUGAGCUGCUCUACUGUACAGAUGUGAAUUUACAUUUCCUCAGGCGUAUUUAUUUCACUUUUACAUUUCCCAAAAAUAUCACUUUUUUAUAUUAAAAACAAACAAGCAAGCCCAGCCCAGAUGAGAAAAAGUAACGCAAAAGUAACAUAAUGCAUUACUUUCGAUAAAAAGUAAUGCAAUUAGUUACUUUUUUUAGGGAGUAAUGCAAUACUGUAAUUACUGUAAUUAAAUACUGUUAUGCAUUACUUUUUAAAGAAACUUUCCCCCGCAUUGCUUAUAGUCAGUGGAUUGUCUGUUGGUGGACCAUCAAAAUAAAGAGUUAGCAGAUAUUAAGCAGACAGUCUGCUAAUACUCUAAUGACUGCUAGUUGACACGUAGUUGCCAAUUUACUUAUAGUUAGUUGAAUGUCUAAAGUGGUCUAUCGAAAUCACAGUGGAGAAACGGUCCUCCUGCACUGCCAGAGCUGAUAAGAACAAAUUUACACACAUGGAAAUAAAACACUGAAAUAUUGUGUAAAGUCUCAACCAGGUUAACGGUCUCAAGACUUCUUUACACAAACUGUGAAAAGUUCAGUGCUGUAAUGAUACACCAGAAGGUAUUUAUAUACAGUAUAUAUAUAUAUAUAUAUAUACUGUAUAUAUAUAUAUAUACAGAAUAUUAAUGCUUUCUCUGUUUGUUUGUUCUCAAAGGUUGAAUUUAAUUAAUUAUACCAUUAAACCAAUUUACAGUAUUGUGGUAUUUGGCCCAAGUGUAACUGCAAACUAGUUUCUUCGCCGAUUUGAUGUAUGUUAGUUGCUUUUAUUACAUCUGCACAGAUAUGCAUUUUAUGUGUCAUUGUGAUCAUAUGAAUAAGUGUUGUUGUUUUUUUGUUGUUUUUUUACUGUUCAACAAAAACCAAAGCACUUUGUACCCAUAAUCUGCAUCGUCUCUGUGGGAUUAGUAGAUUCAUAUAGUAUGGAGAAUGUCCUAAAACCUGGAGUGUUUACAGAUUAUAGCUGCUUAAGAUACUGUGUGAUUUCAUUCAA
Onychostoma macrolepis is the source of this 4999-nucleotide messenger RNA. It is a transcript of the gene mfrp, whose product is annotated as membrane frizzled-related protein. Gene Ontology annotation, molecular function: protein binding. The record is from RefSeq and is a predicted model, not a curated record. NCBI's taxonomy places the organism in Eukaryota, Metazoa, Chordata, Actinopteri, Cypriniformes, Cyprinidae.